UUCAGUGAAGGUUUAACAUCACGCCCUACUAGCUAAGUUCUCCGAUCGUUAUGUUAAUUCAGGUUUCAACAGCAAUCUGUGUCGACUGCAUCCCAGUAUGAAACUGCCAAUUUUUCGCCAAGUGACUGAAGCUUUGGCUGAAGAAAACAAGCAUUGGAUCCCCAUUGGAGGAAGGACCAAUGUCAUUUGAGCUCAUUUAUAAUGGUUACUUCAUUAACAUAACGUUAAGAACUUCUCUGUAGUUCGGUAUCUCUACUUUGAAUGGCAUGGCGGAAGGUAGGCACCUGUGGACUUAUUCGGAAACUAUGGCUUUGAUAGACGCAUGGGAGAAAAGAUACAACCUUCUAAAAGGCCAGAGACGAACUGCACAUCUUCAUGAAGAAAUUAAACAAGUUCUGCAUUCCAAGAAUAUUCAGAAGUCCGUUCGACAAAUUGUUAUAAAAAUAGACAACUUGACUCAAAAAUACAGGAAGACACUUCCGAAAUCGAAUCCUUCGUGGAUUUACUUUAAACGGCUGGACAAAUUCAUGAGGGGUACGUCAGAAAAUACUGAAGAAGCUAUUGUACAUAUGAAAUCGGAACGAUCGUCUUCAGAUCAGCCAGAAUACACUGAUGUCUCAAAUGAAGCCUAUGGCAGUCAUCAAAAUCUUGCCAACAUUUCUAUUUUGAACGUUGAAGGGAAUGCGGCAAUGAGACAGUUCGAAGGACCUGGGCAUUAUUUUCAUAGCAAAGGAAAGCAAAGACACUACCUCAACGAAAUGUUGAGCAUUAUUUAUAGGCAAAUAGAAGUCCAGAAGCAAGCCAUCUGCAUUCAAGAGAAGUUUGUUACUAUGGUAUCGCAGAUGAUAAACGAUUCUUCCAAUGACUGAAAGUUUCAAAGUUUGAGACGUAAAUUCUUGUAAGCAAGGAAUACUUACUCAUUCUUCAUAGACGGAAACUGUUUUCAUUAUUUCGAAGGCCUUUUUGAAAUUUCAUUCUUUUGCUACAAUAUUUGAAUGAUUUAGUGCAUUUAUUAUCAUAAAACGGUUGUAAAUGAUGAUAAUGUUUUACUUUCAUUUUACGUGCAUGUGAGCAGAAGGCUGACUGCUUUUGAAGAUAUUAGUUACAAUACGAUUUUGACAUUCUUGCAUUUACUUUAUUUAUUAAACUAAAGAAUAAUAUACUGCAAAUACUUGUGACAUGAUAGCAGUAUAUUAGUUAUAUUAAUAGUUUAUUGCGGGUUAAUAUUUUCUAAAGUGUGUAUAAUUGCUCAAGAAGAAAAUGAGCUUUAAAUUAAAUAUUCUCAUUACGUAACAUUAUUAACCAUUUAAUAGUAUAUGUCAGUUAAAUGAAGUUUGUCUUUAUAAUGUAUGUAGAGAUUGUUUUGGAAUAAAUCUUUCAUAUUACGA
Messenger RNA from Stegodyphus dumicola, 1388 nucleotides. RefSeq lists its product as uncharacterized. The record is from RefSeq and is a predicted model, not a curated record. NCBI's taxonomy places the organism in Eukaryota, Metazoa, Arthropoda, Arachnida, Araneae, Eresidae.